This is a messenger RNA of Centruroides sculpturatus (bark scorpion), 1044 nucleotides long. RefSeq names its product protein numb-like. NCBI's taxonomy places the organism in Eukaryota, Metazoa, Arthropoda, Arachnida, Scorpiones, Buthidae. The record is from RefSeq and is a predicted model, not a curated record. Bases 55 to 309 code for a protein of 84 amino acids. The transcript has 3 exons.
UUAUUUGUUUCAGUAAUGCUGUAGACGAUUAGUUAGUUAUAUAGAAUACUCUUGAUGAAAAAUGUGCAAAUUUACAAUAAAAAUUCAAGAAGACGACCUAUUAAAGGCACUUUAUAUGUUACUGGUGAUGGUUUACGUGUAGUUGAUGAUGAAACCAAGGGAUUAAUUGUUGAUCAAACUAUUGAAAAAGUUUCAUUUUGUGCACCUGAUCGAAAUCACGAAAGGGGAUUUUCAUAUAUAUGUAGAGAUGGAACAACACGUAGGUGGAUGUGUCAUGGAUUUUUAGCUUUGAAAGAUUCAGUAAGUUAAUAAAGCUUCUCUUAUUUCUAAGUAUUGUGGUUGCUGUUUGAUAUAAUUAUAAAUAAUGUAAACAGAAAAAUUAAAUCUUGACUAAUCCUAUACAAAAAGUAAUAGUCACUUGCUGCUUGCAAAGUAUUCCUGGAUUAGGUGAUUUAUCAUAAAUUAUGCAUUUUGUAAUGAUAACUACAGGUUGGACCUGCCUUAUAAUUGACAGUAGUUUGGCCAAAUUUCAAAUCAACAUAUGAUAUUCUUUACAUCUUUAGUUCCAUAUUAAUAGUUAAUCUCAUCACUUUAAAAGCAUUUUGAUGAACUAAUUCAAAUUGGAUCAAAAUAACUGAUUUGGUUCUGCUUUUAACAAAUUCUUAUCUCACUGAUUCAGUUUCAGUUCCAAUUCAGUAAAAAUGAUGCAGAUUCUACAUUAUUAACAAAGUUCCAAGGAUUAAUUUGUUGAUUAAAUCAAUAUGAUUCUGUAUAGACCCAAAUUAUUUGUAUGGUCAUAAUAUUGAUUUAAUGAUGCAGGUUCAUUCCUGUUGUUGUUCCAGUAUGGGUUUAGCUCAAAUCUCUGGAUGAAUCUCUUUUAAAAAUAUUAACAUAUUAAAUAUUUUUUGACUUGUUGAGACUUUUUCAAUGUGUUUUAUGUGUGAACUUAAACAAUCUAUAAAGUUGGCAGACUUUUUAAGUACAAAUGUUCAAUUAAAAAUCAUUACAAUAAAUAAUAGGAUUAGCAAUUUAAAAUUUAGUUUC